AUGCUUAUGAGUUUCACGGGACCGAAGCGGGGAGACAAGUCUGAGAAGGGGAUGAUACGGUCAUUAUGGAGUAGUCUGACCAGGAGACCAGCAUAUCCAGCUUAUAUGAAAUCCUCAGACCUCCGCGCGGUACCGCCGGUCAUCACCUCCCCUAUCAUCUGCUGCCCUACCUGCCAACACCCCACGUCUGACCAGCUGCAACUCCAGCAGCUACCUCCUCGACCAGUCUCGGCGCCACCUCGACCGGCUCGUCCAGCCCCGCUCAUCAUGCCCAUGCGGAAUACCUCCUCCGCGCCCACUACUCCUCUCGUAGUGUCCAAGCAUACCGCAAAUAGCCUCUACGCCCUCAAGUCCUUCUCCACCACGCACCUCUCCCUCGGUCCCAUGUCCACUCCCAAAACCCUUCCCUCGUCAUCGUCGACCUCCGCAUUUGGCGACAUACUUCACUUCCCUACUCCCCCUCGUCGGCCGGCUCGACCACCCACCCCUAAACCGCCCUCACCCGCCCAAUGGUUCAGCCGGGACUCAAUGACCUCCUCCUCCAUCCCCAUCUCCGCGCCCCGACUCGCCGCUCUGGACCUAUUCGAGCCAUUCUCCCUCCUCCCCGGACUCCCAUCCCCCACACCGAGCUCCGCCGAGUCGACUAAACGGCUCAUCCCCUCCCCAUCCAUCCCCGAGAUCAUCAUGGAAUCCCCAGAGCCCGAGGAGGUCUGUGACCUAGAGUACGCCCUCACUCUGCGCCCCACGUCCACGUACACUUCCAUCCCAAUUCCAAUGUCUCGGCUCAGGGCGGCGGUCCGGGAUCGGCAUGAAGUGGAUCUCUCGCCGGAGGACGCGGAGGCGGCGGCGUACCUCGCGGAGCAGUGGCGGAGGAAUGGGAACCGGGAUAGUAUCGCACUGUCGUGUUCGUCACUCUUAUCGGACUUGGAGGACAGUGGGGAUCAGGAGGACUCGGCCAGCGAUGCGGCCGUUUCGGAUUCGGAUUCCUCGUCGUCGUUGGGAUGUCUGACGCCCGCGGGAUCCCCAGGCGCGGAGGAGACGGCGCUGAGUCCGUGGUCGGUGCCGGUGCAACAGAGGCGGAAGGGGUCGGUGGUGUUUCCCAGCAGGGCGAGCGCGUCUUGUAGGGAGAGAGGAGAGGACAAUUUUGGGUUCAUAGAUAUCGAUAGGUAG
Dioszegia hungarica is the source of this 1170-nucleotide messenger RNA. RefSeq lists its product as uncharacterized. The record is from RefSeq and is a predicted model, not a curated record. Bases 1 to 1170 code for a protein of 389 amino acids. The transcript has 3 exons. Lineage: Eukaryota; Fungi; Basidiomycota; Tremellomycetes; Tremellales; Bulleribasidiaceae.